Molecule: messenger RNA, 2605 nt
Organism: Carassius gibelio (silver crucian carp)
Lineage: Eukaryota; Metazoa; Chordata; Actinopteri; Cypriniformes; Cyprinidae
Product: gastrula zinc finger protein XlCGF8.2DB
Exons: 2
Coding region: 766-1791 (341 amino acids)
Source: RefSeq, a predicted model, not a curated record
UGUAUCUAGGAUUCGGCAGAAGAAACGUUUGUUUUCUCCCUCUCAAACGAUGUUAAAUAGAUUCAUUAUUUAAUGUAAUAUUGUCAUGCAACAUUUAACGUUAAUGCACGUUGUUUGUGAGAGUAAAUCGCAUAAGAAACGGAGUAAAAGAAAAGCUGCUUCUCAUUUCUCUAGUGAUUCACUUCAUAGUAAGCAAGAAUCAUCUGAAAAUAGUGAAGGAAAAUCUUGAGAAAGAAACAUUGGAGCGUUUUAUGUGAAUAUAGAUUACAGUCAUUAGAAGUUCAUUUUUGAAUGUCUGUUACUCUGUCUUCUGGCAUGAGAUUUCACCAUUUAUGAUAAUUCAAUUUAAUAGAAGCUCUGAAACAGUCAACAGUUUUACUUCACUUAACUUUGUGGAUAGGAUUUUUUUUAUUUUUUAUUUAUUUAAUUUUUUUUUAUUAGGAAACUUUUAUAACCAUCAGUGUAAAUGCAAGUGAAUUGAAUCACGAGAGAAACGAGAAGCAGGUGUUUAUUUUUAUUUAUUUAUUUAUUUUUACAAACCAACCGCAAACAAAGUCAUUAAACUGUAAUCUAAUAAAUGCAAUCUAUAGAUCAUUCAGUACCUAAAACACACACACACACACACACACAUACACACAUAUAUGAUAAUCCGCUAAUUUAAGGUCAUUAACUCUCACUCUGACUGAUUCUCUUAGCAGUGCUCUGACAGCUGAACAGCUGAGCAUUUGAGAUUUAAAUUUUUUUGUUAAUCACACUAUUAUAAAGAUGGCAUUUAUUAAAGAGGAGAGUGAAGACUGGAAGAUUGAUGGCGUGAAGAUUGAAGAAGUGUUCAGAGUGAAACCAGAAGAUACUGAGGAACAAACAGACCUGACUGAGGAGAGUCAAGAGCUGAAGGAUUUGGAAGUGAUAAAGCAGAAUGAGAAAGAUCAUGAUUUCAAAAUUGGAAAGAAAUCCACACAGACUACCAAGUCCUCCUCUCAAAAAAGCGUCAAGAAGAUUGAAUCUAAAAGCUUUUUUACAUGCCAUCAGUGUGGAAAGAGUUUCAAUCAGAAAGGAAGCCUUAAGGUCCACAUUAGGAUUCACAAUAGAGACCUCACUUUCACCUGCAAACAGUGUGGAGAGUCUUUCAAUACCAAUGAAAGCCUUCAAAUACACAUGAAAGUACACAUUGGAGAAAAGCCUUGCAUCUGUCAACAGUGUGGAAAGAGUUUUGCUCAAAAAAGAUACCUUGCAGUCCACAUGAGAAGUCACAGUGGAGAAAAGCCUUAUACUUGCUCUCAGUGUGGACAGAGUUUUGCACAUAAAAGCAACCUUAAUUCCCACAUGAGAAUUCACAGUGGAGAGAACUUGUUCACCUGCCAGCAGUGUGGGAAGAAUUUCAUUCAGAAACAAAACCUUGAAGUCCACAUGAAGAUUCACUCUGGAGAGAGACAUUUUAUCUGUAAACAGUGUGGAAAGAGUUUCAUUCGAAAAGGAGUCCUUGAAAUCCACAUGAGAGUUCACACUGGAGAGAAGCCUUACACUUGCACUCAAUGUGGAAAGAGUUUUACUCAUAAAAAUACCUUUAAUUACCACAAGAGAAGUCACACAGGUGAGAAGCUGUUCACAUGUGAUCAAUGUGGAAAGAGUUUCACGCAUAAAGUAAGCCUUAAUCGCCACACAAAGACUCACUUAGGAGAAAAUGGUUUUAUAUGUGAACUAUGUGGAAAGAGUUUUAGUCAGAAAUGUAGCCUUAAAACUCACAUGAGAAAUCACACUGAAGAGAAUUCCUUCACCUGCAAAUCUGAGUAAAUGUUCACUGCUGCUGAUUGUGGAUCAAAUCUGAAACCUUUCACGCUUCGCGUUGGACCCAGAAAAUUGCUGGAACAUUGCCGGGUUGCCUUCUGUGUGAAAGUAAACACGCCCCAAAUUGAUUCCAUGAUUGGAACGAGCGUUGUGUGAACAAAAGCCAGAAUUAAUUACUUUUAAGUGUCGUAGGUAUGUUGUACGGGGCAAAAUCUAAUUACUACUUGUAAUCUAUUGUUAACAUGAAUUAUUUUAAUUAAAAUAUACUAGUUUAACCUCUGUCCUACUACGAGAUGCCACAGUGUAAUUUAAUAAUAAUAUAAAUAAUGAUCAAACAAAUAAAAUGACAAACUGAAUGAAAUAAAGAAUAUUACACUGUAUUUUCCGAUUCGUCUUUAGUGAGAAAAUGCAUUGGAGUAAUGUUUUUUAAGUCAUGACUUAAACAUGACAACUGUAAACCCCUCAAAGACCCAAAUAUAGAAAAAAUUCACCUUUUCUGAAACACAUAGAUUUUUACAAAGCUCAUUGUUCUGAAAAGAAAAGUGUGGUCUGAUUGGCCAGCUAUCCGGUGUGUUCUGAUUGGCUGAAUACCUAAAGCGGUAAAAAAAAUGUAUACCCCUCAAGCCGAGUUCAGACUGCACUAUCUUCAAAGUAGUUGGGUCACUGUCUCUUCACACUGCAUGACUAUCCUGGCCAGCAUUCAGUCGCUGCUGUGUUCACACUGCACAGUGGAUCGGCGACAGAAGGUUUCACACUGCUUGACUUUACAAUAGAAAGAAUUGCUGACUACUCUGGCAAGCAAACUACAUUUCUCAACCAA